AUGUUAGCACUCAUCAGUAAUCAACCCGAAGAUCACAUUGAGUUUUUACAACAAUUUCUAAAACGAAAACAAGAACUUCUAAACGAUUCAAAGAAAAUAUUUGGAGAAGAAAAAGCUGAACCGAAAGGAAACAAAACAGUCGAAGAGAAUUCAUCUUCAGUGGGCAAACCAAUUGUGUUUGUAUUAGGUGGACCAGGUAGUGGCAAAGGGACACAAUGUGAAAGAAUUGUUAAAGAAUUUGGUUUUUGUUCUUUCUCUGCUGGUGAUCUUCUCAGAGAAGAAGUUGCUAAAGGAACAGACCAGGGAAAGAAAAUUGAAGAAGCUAUGAAGCAAGGACAAUUAGUACCACCAGAGUGGACUAUAGCUUUAUUAAAGGGAGCAAUGGAAUCUAAACCUGAUACUAAGUAUUUAAUGAUGGUUUUUCCUAGGAAAUUAGAUCAAGCUGAAAAGUUUGAAGAUCAAGUCCGUCCUUGUGCUUUGGUCUUAAUGUUUGAAUGCAGUGAGGAUGUUAUGAUACAACGUCUCCUUCAAAGAGGACAAACCAGUGGUAGAGUAGAUGAUAAUGAGGAGACUAUUCGAAAGAGAUUGAAAACAUUCCAGGAAGCUACACUUCCAGUGAUAGAACACUAUGAUGCUUUGGGUAAAGUUGCCAAGGAACAGUGGGUGAAGAAGUAUUGCUAUGUUCAGUGGGAGUGUCUAAGGAGACAAAUAGAUCAUUGCUAUACAAGUUAA
Messenger RNA from Gigantopelta aegis, 732 nucleotides. Its product is annotated as adenylate kinase isoenzyme 1-like. Gene Ontology annotation, cellular component: cytosol; cytoplasm. Gene Ontology annotation, biological process: nucleoside triphosphate biosynthetic process. Lineage: Eukaryota; Metazoa; Mollusca; Gastropoda; Neomphalida; Peltospiridae. Gene Ontology annotation, molecular function: ATP binding; AMP kinase activity. The record is from RefSeq and is a predicted model, not a curated record.